Messenger RNA from Lecanosticta acicola, 1542 nucleotides. Lineage: Eukaryota; Fungi; Ascomycota; Dothideomycetes; Mycosphaerellales; Mycosphaerellaceae. The record is from the annotation of a GenBank genome assembly.
AUGCCAGAGUCAUCGCCGCGCGAGAAGUCCUUGGGCUUGCUGGAGCAGGGCGAUCUCGAGGUCGACUCCGAUUCCACCCUGAACGAGGAUGACCGGCCGCCCACACCCGUCGCGAAGACGCGCGCACAACUGGCUCAAUUGAUGGAACUCGGUGCCUCUCGACUGGCUGUACUACGACCUUCGUUUAUGACCGUGAAGAAUGUGAAGCCUGGCAAACUACGCAAGACGGCAUACCUGGACGGUAUGAGGGGAUUUGCGGCAUUGCUGGUAUACUUUUUGCAUCAUGGGCUCUGGGCACACGCGAUCUCGGGAGGCAGCACGAAAUUGGAGAACACUUUUGGUUGGGACGGCGAAUACUAUCUUGGCGCAUUUCCCGUCAUCCGGACAUUCUUCACGGGAGGACACUAUGCGGUGUCGACUUUCUUCGUUCUUUCUGGCUACGUCUUGGCCAUGAAGCCAUUGACGCAAAUCCACGAGGGCCAAUAUCUCCAGCUCGGAGACAGCAUGGCAUCGGGGCUGUUCCGACGAUGGAUCCGACUGUUCCUCCCAAUUUGGAUCGUCACCUUCUGCUUCCUCCUCCUCCCGCAUGUCUUCGGUAUCCACUCCGACUUCAAGCCCCAGGGCAACCUCGGCGAUGAGAUCUGGAAGUGGUACUGCGACUUGAAGAACUUCACGUUCAUAUGGAACACCGGCGGCGAGUGGAUUCUGGACUAUCACAAGCACGUCUGGUCCAUCCCGGUGGAGUUCAAGGGCUCCAUCACCAUCUUCACCGCAUGCCUUGCCUUCUCCCGCUGCACGAGGAAUGCGCGUCUUUGGUGCCAAGUCGGACUGAUCUUCUACUUCAUGUGGAUUGUGGAUGGCGCUCACUUUGCCAUGUUCCAGACUGGUAUGCUCAUCUGCGACCUCGACUUGUUGGCCGAGAAGAAGCAACUCCCGUCGUGGUUCUACAGCCUGGAGCCGUUCAAGACACCCAUCUUCUACACCAUGUUCGCCGUCAGCGUCCUGAUGGGAGGCGUGCCGUCGAACUCUGCCGAAACCUCGCAUCUGAGGGAGUCGCCCGGCUGGUACUAUCUCUCCUUCUUGAAGCCACAGGCUGUGUUUGACUACCGAUGGUUCUUCCUCUACUGGGCCUCGAUCUUGUUGGUGGGAUCUGUCCGCCACAUUCACUGGCUCAAAGCCUUCUUUGAAACCCGCGCCUGCCAAUUCCUUGGCCGACACUCGUACAUGUUCUACCUGAUGCACGGCCCUAUCCUCUGGACCCUGGGAGACCGAUUGUACGCCGCGGUGGGUUGGGUCAACUUCUCGCAUGCCCUGAUCAUUCCUGGCUGGGCGGACAGCUUCCCGCUGCCGAAAUGGGGACCUUUCGGAUUGGAGUUUGCAUAUGUGGUGCCGCAGAUGAUUCUGUUGCCGACGACGCUGUGGGUGGCCAGCCUCAUGACUGCGAUCGUGGAUGACCCUUCGGUCAAGUUCGCAGCUUACUGUUAUUCGCUCACGCAGCCUUCCAAGGAGGACAGAGAACAGCUGGAGCAGCGCAAAGCAUAG